GAUUCGAUGAACUGGUGGGAUUAAAUGUCUUCGAAACGCACCGUUUCAACCCAAAAGAUACGGUGGAUUUCACUGAUUCAACGCGUGGUUCCAAGGAGAUUCUUCGAUCGAGCAGACGACUGUGAUGGGCUGAGGAGCACGCUUUUGAGGAGUAGGGAAUCCGUAUUUACCUCAUUCGUUGACGCAUCGAGGAUUGCAGACGCCUUAGCUGAUUGAAUUUCGCCUUCUUGCACAUGGCUAGUUCAUUGCGAUUAUACUUGACCUGCAUAAGGAACACACUCGAGGCUGCAAUGUGCUUGCAGGUACGCGUUGUUGUGGAAGUUGUGAGUUCGUAAUGAACUUUCCAUGUCAAGAGGUUGAAAGGCAUAACAAGCCAGAGGUUGAACUAAAGACCAGCCAUGAACUCCUGCUAAAUCCUGUUUUGAUCUGUCGAAAUGAGGCUGAAAAAUGCUUAAUAGAAACAUCUAUUAAUUCAGUGCGGAUAAGUCUCAAGGUUAAGCAGGCUGAUGAACUUGAAAAUAUUUUGACCAAGAAGUUUCUUAGAUUCUUGUCUAUGAGAGCUGAGGCUUUUCAAGUAUUGAGGAGAAAGCCAGUACAGGGAUAUGACAUCAGCUUCCUUGUAACAAAUUACCAUUGUGAGGAGAUGCAGAAGCACAAACUCAUAGAUUUUAUAGUGCAAUUUAUGGAGGAUAUUGAUAAAGAGAUAAGCGAACUUAAAAUGUCAGUGAACACACGAGGGAGGCUGGUAGCUGCAGAGUUUCUGAAGCAGUUUAUCUGAUGCGUUAGGAAUCCAAAUCCAAGCCUUGCUUCUAAAAUCCAAAUCCCAAAAAAAAAAAAAAAGGUUUUAUAAUGAAGACCGUUAUAAUUAGCAACUGCUGCAGAAUUUUUCUUGUAAAGUUUAAGUGGAAUAUAUGAAGGAAAUGCAAAUAUAUAUAAAAUUGGUAUUGCAAAUUGAUAAUUUUAAA
Molecule: messenger RNA, 965 nt
Organism: Prosopis cineraria
Lineage: Eukaryota; Viridiplantae; Streptophyta; Magnoliopsida; Fabales; Fabaceae
Product: actin-related protein 2/3 complex subunit 4-like
Exons: 8
Coding region: 335-778 (147 amino acids)
Biological process (GO): actin filament polymerization; Arp2/3 complex-mediated actin nucleation
Cellular component (GO): Arp2/3 protein complex; actin cytoskeleton
Molecular function (GO): actin filament binding
Source: RefSeq, a predicted model, not a curated record